This is a messenger RNA of Rangifer tarandus platyrhynchus (Svalbard reindeer), 2820 nucleotides long. NCBI's taxonomy places the organism in Eukaryota, Metazoa, Chordata, Mammalia, Artiodactyla, Cervidae. The record is from the annotation of a GenBank genome assembly.
AUGCAGGCGGCGGCGGCGACGGCGACGGCUGUGUCCGUGCCCUUCUUGCUGCUCUGCACCCUGGGGACCUGUCCCCCGGCGCGCUGCGGCCGGGCAGGAGACGCCCCGUUGACCGAGCUGGAGAGGAGGAACGAGAACCGCUUCCUGGAGCGCCAGAGCAUCGUGCCACUCCGGCUCAUCUACAGCUCGGGCGGAGAAGACGAAACUGGACACGACGCGCUGGACACGCGGGUGCGGGGCGACCCCAGCAGCGGGCAGUUGACUCACGUUGACCAGGCAAGCUUCCAGCUGGAUGCCUUUGGAACAUCUUUUAUUCUUGAUGUCCUGCUAAAUCAUGAUUUGCUGUCCUCUGAAUAUGUGGAGAGACACAUUGAACAUGGAGGGAAGACUGUGGAAGUAAAAGGGGGAGAACACUGUUACUACCAGGGCCACAUCCGAGGAAAUCCUGCCUCAUUUGUGGCAUUGUCGACAUGCCAUGGACUUCAUGGGAUGUUUUAUGAUGGGAACCACACCUAUCUCAUUGAGCCGGAAGGAAAUGACACCUCCCAAGAGGAUUUCCAUUUUCAUUCGGUUUACAAAUCCAGACUGUUUGAAUUUCCCUUGGAUGAUCUUCCAUCUGAAUUCCAACAAGUAAAUAUCACUCCACCAAAAUUUAUUUUGAAGCCAAGACCAAAAAGGAGUAAACGGCAGCUUCGUCGAUAUCCUCGUAAUGUAGAGGAGGAAACCAAAUAUAUUGAACUGAUGAUUGUGAACGAUCAUCUCAUGUUUAAAAAGCAUCGACUUUCAGUGGUACUUACCAAUACGUACGCGAAAUCUGUGGUGAACAUGGCAGAUUUAAUAUAUAAAGACCAACUUAAGACAAGGAUAGUAUUGGUUGCCAUGGAAACCUGGGCGGCUGACAACAAGUUUGCCAUAUCUGAAAAUCCACUCAUCACCCUACGUGAGUUUAUGAAAUACAGGAGGGAUUUUAUCAAAGAGAAAAGUGAUGCAGUUCACCUUUUUUCGGGAAGUCAAUUUGAGAGUAGCCGGAGCGGGGCAGCUUAUAUUGGUGGGAUUUGCUCGUUGCUGAAAGGAGGAGGCGUGAAUGAAUUUGGGAAAACGGACUUAAUGGCAGUUACACUUGCCCAGUCAUUAGCCCAUAAUAUUGGUAUUAUCUCAGACAAAAGAAAGUUAGCAAGUGGUGAGUGUAAAUGUGAGGACACGUGGUCUGGAUGCAUAAUGGGAGACACUGGAUAUUAUCUUCCUAAAAAGUUUACCCAGUGUAAUAUUGAAGAGUAUCAUGACUUCCUAAAUAGUGGAGGUGGUGCUUGCCUUUUCAACAAACCUUCUAAGCUUCUUGAUCCUCCUGAGUGUGGCAAUGGCUUCAUUGAAACUGGCGAGGAGUGUGACUGUGGGACCCCGGCAGAAUGUGUCCUUGAAGGAGCAGAGUGUUGUAAGAAAUGUACCUUGACUCAAGACUCCCAAUGCAGUGAUGGUCUUUGUUGUAAAAAGUGCAAGUUUCAGCCUAUGGGAACCGUGUGCCGUGAAGCAGUAAAUGAUUGUGAUAUUCGUGAAACAUGCUCUGGAAAUUCAAGCCAGUGUGCCCCCAAUAUUCAUAAGAUGGAUGGUUAUUCAUGUGAUGGUGUCCAGGGAAUUUGCUUUGGAGGAAGAUGUAAAACCAGGGAUAGACAAUGCAAAUACAUCUGGGGGCAAAAUGUGAUGUCAUCAGAUAAAUACUGCUAUGAGAAACUGAAUAUAGAAGGCACUGAGAAGGGUAACUGUGGGAAAGACAAAGACACGUGGAUACAGUGCAACAAACGGGACGUGCUCUGUGGUUAUCUUUUGUGUACGAACGUUGGUAACAUCCCAAGACUUGGAGAACUUGAUGGUGAGAUCACGUCUACUUUGGUUGUGCAGCAGGGAAGAACGUUAAACUGCAGUGGCGGACAUGUUAAGCUUGAUGAAGAUGUCGACCUUGGCUAUGUGGAAGAUGGGACACCCUGUGGUCCCAAAAUGAUGUGCUUAGAACACAGGUGUCUUCCUGUGGCUUCCUUCAACUUUAGUACUUGCUUAAGCAAUAAAGAAGGCACUGUUUGUUCUGGAAAUGGAGUUUGCAGUAAUGAGCUGAAGUGUGUGUGUAACAGACACUGGGUAGGUGAAGACUGCAGCACUUACUUCCCUUACAAUGAUGAUGCAAAGGCUGGCAUUACGCUGUCUGGCAAUGGUGUUGCUGGUACCAAUAUUAUAAUAGGCAUAAUUGCUGGCACCAUUUUAGUGCUGGCCCUCAUAUUAGGAAUUACUGCAUGGGGCUAUAAAAACUAUCGAGAGCAGAGACAGUUACCCCAGGGAGAUUAUGUAAAAAAGCCUGGAGAUGGCGACUCUUUUUAUAGCGACAUUCCUCCUGGAGUCAGCACAAACUCAGCAUCUAGUUCUAAGAAGAGGUCUGCUUUUCUGUCGCAUUUUCAGAUUUCUACCUGUUCCAUCACACAUUAUUCCAUUAGUCAGAACAUUUCAUUAUUUUGCAGCAGGUCAAAUGGACUUUCUCAUUCUUGGAGUGAAAGGAUUCCAGACACAAAACAUAUUUCAGACAUCUGUGAAAAUGGACGACCUCGGAGUAACUCUUGGCAAGGUAACCUGGGAGGCAACAGAAAGAAAAUCAGAGGCAAAAGAUUUAGACCUCGAUCUAAUUCAACUGAGACUUUAUCUCCUGCCAAGUCUCCUUCUUCGUCAACUGGGUCUAUUGCUUCCAGCAGAAAAUACCCUUAUCCAAUGCCUCCCCUUCCUGAUGAGGACAAGAAAGUGAACCGACCAAGUGCCAGGCUAUGGGAGACAUCCAUUUAA